Molecule: messenger RNA, 168 nt
Organism: Funneliformis mosseae
Lineage: Eukaryota; Fungi; Glomeromycota; Glomeromycetes; Glomerales; Glomeraceae
Source: the annotation of a GenBank genome assembly
AUGUAUUUAAUUCUUCUAGCAGGUCAUGAUCCUAAAACUCCUAAAACGAAUGCAGAUUUUAAAAAAGAAUUAGAAGAGGAAGAAUAUAGAAAGUCACAGGUAUCUGAAAUAGCUUCUGAGGAAACAGAAAAAAGGGCUAUGAAAGCUAAACUUCGUGUUAAGACAUAG